AUGUCUUCUCAAGGUUCCGUUCGAAAACGGAAAGGUGGUUCAGUUCCACCUCAAGCAAAAGAUGCCUCUACUGUUGCGGCGCCGCAUCCUGAGCUCGAUGCUCUGGUGAAAGAUUUACAAACCAAAACCGGGCCAGAGUGGGAUUACAGGAUUGCAUUGACGAUCAUUACAAUUCUGGCAUUCGUCACAAGAUUCUGGGGAAUCAGUCACCCCAAUGAGGUGGUGUUUGACGAGGUUCAUUUUGGCAAGUUUGCUUCAUAUUACCUUGAGCGAACCUACUUCUUCGAUGUUCAUCCUCCUUUUGGGAAGCUUCUUUUCGCCCUGAUGGGUUGGUUUGUGGGAUACGAUGGACAUUUCCAUUUCGAAAACAUUGGAGAUUCAUACAUCGACAACAAGGUUCCAUACGUGGCUUUCCGCGCAAUGCCUGCUCUUCUGGGAGCUUUGACAGUCCCAACUGUCUUCGCCAUCAUGUGGGAAUCUGGUUACACUCUACCUGCCUGCGUCCUCUCCGCUUCGUUGGUACUAUUCGAUAAUGCGCAUAUUGGGCAAACCCGUUUGAUCUUAUUGGAUGCCACCCUUGUUCUUGCAAUGGCAUGCAGUCUUCUCUGCUACAUCAAAUUCUAUAAACUCCGACAUAUUCCAUUUUCGAGAAAGUGGUGGAAGUGGCUCCUUUUGACUGGAUUCGCCUUGAGUUGCGACAUCUCCACCAAAUAUGUUGGUACAUUCGCAUUCGUUACAAUCGGUUCUGCAGUCGCAAUUGACCUGUGGAGUUUGCUGGAUAUCAAUCGCCGUCAGGGUGCUUUGAGCUUACCAGAAUUUGGCAAGCAUUUCGCCGCUCGCGCCGUUGCUCUCAUUAUUGUACCUUUCCUGUUCUACCUGUUUUGGUUCCAAGUUCAUUUCGCAAUCUUGACCAAGUCUGGUCCAGGUGAUGAUUUCAUGUCUCCUGAAUUCCAAGAGACUCUUAGCGACAACGCCAUGACCGCAAACGCUGUUACUAUCAAUUACUUUGAUAACAUUCAAAUCAAGCAUAAGGAAACACACGGAUACCUCCACAGUCAUCCCGAUACAUAUCCUCUUAGAUAUGAUGAUGGCAGAGUUUCCAGUCAAGGUCAACAAGUCACUGGUUAUCCUUAUGCCGAUGCAAACAAUCACUGGCAAAUCAUUCCUGCAGGCACAUUUGAAGAAGUCGAAGGCCGCCCUGUCAAGAACAAUGAAGUUGUUAGAUUGAGACACGUUAUUACAAACACAAUGCUCUUGUCCCACGAUGUUGCUUCUCCAUAUUACCCAACAAACCAAGAAUUUACAACAGUUUCCAUCGAAGAUGCAUUAGGUGAGCGUCUAAACGAUACUCUCUUUGAACUUCGAAUCGAAAACGGCAAACCACGCCAAGAUUUCAAGAGUCUCCAAGGACAAUUCAAGCUUAUUCAUUGGCCAAGCAAGGUUGCCAUGUGGACACACACAACCCCUCUACCAGACUGGGCCUACAAACAACAAGAAAUCAACGGAAAUAAGAACUUGGCCCAAAGCUCUAACAUCUGGUAUGUGGAUGAGAUACCAUCUAUUCCAAAGGACUCUCCACGUCUCAUUAAGGAGGAACGUAAGGUUAAGAGCGUUCCAUUUUUGAAGAAAUGGUUCGAGUUGCAACGAGCAAUGUUCUACCACAACAAUGCUUUGACUAGCAGCCAUCCAUAUGCUAGCGAACCUUUUGUUUGGCCAUUCCUAUUAAGAGGUGUUAGUUUCUGGACUCAAAAUGACACCAGACAACAAAUCUACUUUUUAGGAAACCCCCUUGGCUGGUGGUUGGCAAGUAGUUUACUUGCAGUUUAUGCUGGAAUUUGGGCUGCUGAUCAAUUGUCAUUACGCCGUGGAGUUGAUGCAUUAGAUAACCGUACCCGAUCCCGUCUUUACAAUUCCACCGGUUUCUUUUUCCUUGCUUGGGCAACACAUUACCUACCAUUUUACCUUAUGGGUCGUCAACUGUUCUUGCAUCAUUAUUUACCUGCUCACUUAGCAUCAUGUUUGAUCACCGGUGCACUACUUGAGUUCAUUUUCAACGUAGAGCCUAUCAUGGAUGAUGUUCCAUCAGGAGUCGCGAAGAAAGCAGGUGCAGUCAAGAAGCAUCUUCCAGCACGUGAAAAGCUCGCUGGACAGAACUUGAUGAUGUCCUGGGCUGCAGUUGGAGUCAUUCUUUCUGUUGUACUUUUCGGAUGGUACUAUUUCCUACCAUUGACAUACGGUUACCCAGGGCUUAGCGUGCCUGAAGUCAACGCAAGGAAAUGGCUGGGAUACGAUCUUCAUUUCGCCAAAUAA
Botrytis byssoidea is the source of this 2310-nucleotide messenger RNA. RefSeq lists its product as uncharacterized. The record is from RefSeq and is a predicted model, not a curated record. The transcript has 3 exons. Gene Ontology annotation, biological process: protein O-linked glycosylation via mannose. NCBI's taxonomy places the organism in Eukaryota, Fungi, Ascomycota, Leotiomycetes, Helotiales, Sclerotiniaceae. Gene Ontology annotation, cellular component: membrane; endoplasmic reticulum. Bases 1 to 2310 code for a protein of 769 amino acids. Gene Ontology annotation, molecular function: dolichyl-phosphate-mannose-protein mannosyltransferase activity.